Molecule: messenger RNA, 1322 nt
Organism: Fragaria vesca subsp. vesca
Lineage: Eukaryota; Viridiplantae; Streptophyta; Magnoliopsida; Rosales; Rosaceae
Product: coiled-coil domain-containing protein 93 homolog
Exons: 8
Coding region: 190-978 (262 amino acids)
Biological process (GO): Golgi to plasma membrane transport
Source: RefSeq, a predicted model, not a curated record
CUCUACAAGAAACGUUUCUUGUAAACUCAGCCCACACUCGACAAGUAAAACAGAACCGACGGCGACGGUGGAAGUCAUCGGAACCCAGUUUGACACUGCUCGCAUCCCUUUCAACGCACAACACCAAAUCGUCGUCGUUUCCAGCAUCUCUGUUGAUGCAGUGAAGCUGAACCAGUUGUAAGAUCAACAAUGCUACAAGACAACCUCAAUGAAUUGAAUGAGAGAAAGGUCAUUGUUAUGAAUGAAUUGCAAAGCUUAAGAGAGAGAAUCGAUAAUGAAGGUGUUAAAGCUGUUGUGGACAAGUUGGUAUUGCUUAAGAAGUCAUUGAAGGAGCUUGAGAGGGAAGAAAAUGAAGUUGAGUCUGUAAGUAAUUCUGAAUUGGAAGAUGAGAUUCAUGAUUUGGAGGAGCAGAUAGAAAAUGGGAGUGAUAGACAGUCACUCUCUGAUAGAUUGAGUUGGUUGUUGAGUGAAUCAGAGGAGAAAAUUAAUUCAGCUAAACAGGAACUUGCAUCUAGAUUGAGGGCAGUGCUGGCAGUACAGCGCAAGAUUGAUGAUAUUCCGUGCCAAUCAGAACUUGUCCAGUAUGAUCACCGAUUGUCAGAGUUGAAUGCUCAAAUUCAAGGAAAACUUCGACAAACUCGUAAAUACUAUGCCACGUACAACGCACUUUUGGAGAUAAAGGAAAUGAUGCUAAAGGAAGCAUCUUUGCUGAAUUCAAUAAGUUCACAGUUUCAAGAUGCAAUCACUAGUACAGAUGGUCGCAUGAAACUCAUUAAUUCAAUGGAGGGAAUUAUGAAGGGCAGUCAACAGAAGCUAAAAAAGGUAGAACAAGGGCUUCAAGAAGAGCAAAAAGUUUGUGAUUCUCUCAAAGCUAGGCAUGUUGCAGCAACUGCAGAGCAAAGACGCUGUUAUUCCCUCUUAAAAGCUUUUCAGGAGGAAUGUGCAAAGAAUGAGCUACUUCGAAAAAGUUCCAAAUAGAACAUCUGGAGCAUGUGAAUGGAGGCGUCCAACCCGCCCUCGCCAUCUCUCAUCAACGGAAUGCUUACUCAUGAAACUGAUACAACAGGCUAGAAAUUGUUGUAGAUCAAAAUACAAUUCGUAUCAAAUAACUUCGCUGUUGAGCUUCAGUCAUUCUGUUGUGAUCUAUGAAGUUGUAUGUGUUCUCUGAUAUUAGUAAAAUGAUGUGCAGUAUCCAAGAGAUGCAUGCUUUGACUCGGCACUUCCUACAUGAGUAAAUCUGAACAUAACCUGACUGUAAACCAUGUUGUCAUGUUCUAAUCUCACUAUUGGUAAAUGAGUAUGUUCUUAUAGUUCAGUAGUAU